Messenger RNA from Rhodamnia argentea, 1652 nucleotides. Its product is annotated as metal tolerance protein C2. Lineage: Eukaryota; Viridiplantae; Streptophyta; Magnoliopsida; Myrtales; Myrtaceae. Gene Ontology annotation, molecular function: zinc ion transmembrane transporter activity. Gene Ontology annotation, biological process: transmembrane transport; intracellular zinc ion homeostasis; zinc ion transport. Gene Ontology annotation, cellular component: membrane; Golgi apparatus. The transcript has 10 exons. The record is from RefSeq and is a predicted model, not a curated record. Bases 275 to 1438 code for a protein of 387 amino acids.
AGAGGUCGCAGAGCGGAGCAGAGCAGAGCAGAGCCCGGCGUUUACUUUGACUCGAAGUCUACGAUGACGUCCCCUCUUCUCUUUCGUCCCUUCCGCUGAGCGUAACUCACACACGCGAAAGCUCCAGGCAUCGCUCUAUGCUCGGGGAACUCUUAGGGUUUUCGCGCUUCCGUGGUCAUCAUCAUCCGCCAAUGAAAUCUGGAAGCCUUUAAGAGCCGGGGUUUCGGAAUCCACCGGUCCUCGGGGACGGCCGAUCUCAGGACUUGCGUAGGAUAUGGAGGGAAACAGGCGUCAGAAUGAGCGGAAUGGCGAGUUCGGACUAGGCGCGAGCGAUCGCAGGCUCGCCUACUCGCGCCAGCCCUCGUUCCGCCAGUCCUGGGAGCCCCACACCCCAAUCUCCAUCCAUCACGACGAUUCGGCGAAGCCCCUGCUUGCGCGGAGCGCAUCGAGCGUCGAGAUACCCGCGGGGUUUCAUUCGUUGGGCGAGGGCGAGGUAGGAGGAGAGGGGAAGGGGUCGAGUAGGCGGACGAGCGGGUUGCUUUCGGUGGUGUCCUUCUUCAACGUUGUAAGGUCUGGAAAUAGGCACAUGAAGAGGACGUUUUGGUUGAUUUCGCUUAAUGUGGCGUAUUCGACGGCCGAAUUGGCUAUCGGCCUUUUCACAGGCCACGUAGGUUUGGUUUCCGAUGCAUUUCAUCUGACGUUUGGCUGUGGACUCUUAACCUUUUCGUUGUUUGCAAUGGCUGCAUCUCGCAAGAAGCCUGACCGAUAUUACACUUAUGGGUACAAGAGGCUAGAAGUUUUGUCUGCAUUUACUAAUGCCCUCUUUCUUUUGUUCAUGUCAUUUUCCCUUGCUGUGGAAGCCCUUCAUGCCUUCAUCCAAGAUGAAUCUGAGCACAAGCACUACUUGAUAGUUUCGGCGGUUACCAACUUAUCAGUGAAUCUUAUUGGCGUAUGGUUUUUCAGAAACUAUGCUCGUAUUAAUAUAGUGUAUAGGAAAGCUGAAGACAUGAAUUACCACUCAGUUUGCCUGCAUGUUCUUGCAGAUUCCAUUCGUAGUGCAGGUUUGAUACUUGCAUCCUGGUUAUUGUCCAUUGGGGUUCAGAAUGCAGAGGUUCUGUGUUUGGGUCUAGUUUCAGUGGCCGUCUUUAUGCUUGUUAUGCCACUCUUUAAAGCGAGUGGGGGUAUAUUGCUCCAAAUGGCUCCACCUAGUAUGCCAACUUCAGCAUUGAGCAAAUGCUGCAGACAGAUUACUGCUAGAGAAGAUGUAAAAGAGAUAUCUCAGGCUCGUUUCUGGGAAUUGGUUCCUGGUCAUGUGAUUGGCUCACUUUCCGUACAGGUGAAGAAUGGGAUGAGUGAUCAAUCGUUGAUGCAGUUCGUCCCCGGUUUGUAUCAUGAUUUGGGUAUUCAAGAUUUGACAUUGCAAGUAGACGAUGUCUGACCUGACCUGUUUGUUGCUCUAUUCAACGGUUGGUAUUUGAAACUGUCAAUGUGUCUGCAUUACAUGGAUCUGCUUUCAAACAAUGGCUGGAUAGUUGUAUUAUUACAGUGGCAUUUAAUUCUUUCCAGUCCAGUCAUCCGAGUCGAGUCUUUUAUGCCUGAUCCUUAUGUAAUGAAGUUAUUGGAGGGAGAAUUGCGAGAAACUUGCUCCUUUA